CUAGACAAACUGACUCCUGCCGCAUUUGAGAAGCAUUCUGGAAGAGAGACAGCUAGGAAAUGGAAGAAUAAUGUUUGGGUAAUUGAUAAUGGGAAGAAGGUUGCACUGUGUAAAACAGUGCUGCUCAAAUACCACAACGAGGCAUCAAAACAUGCUAAUGCUUCCCACAGAUCCAACAAUGGACGGGCUUGUCACCGUGAUGAGUUUGUUUGCUGUACUAGAUGCAACAAGGAGCGCAGGUUUCGUCUCCGGACAAAAGAGGAAUGCCGGAUUCACCAUGAUGCUUUAGCUGAUGUGAACUGGAAAUGUGCUGAGCUGCCAUAUGACAAAAUAACAUGUAAUGAUGAAGAAGAACGAGCAAGUCGAAGAGUAUAUAGAGGCUGUACCCGUUCUCCAACAUGCCAAGGCUGCACUUCUUGUGUGUGCUUUGGCUGUGAAAUCUGUCGUUUCUCAGAUUGCAGCUGCCAGACUUGCACUGACUUCACAAGGAAUGCUAAAACUUGAGUAACAAUCGGUGGUCCUGAUAUUCUCUUUUCAUCAUAUGGGUUAUGUGCACCAAUUAUAGCUUCAUUGAGAGAACGCCCACCACCUCCCAUUUCGCCGCAUUGAAAAGAAAAAAGAAGCAAAAGAAGCAUUGAAAAGCAGCCUUCAAUGACAUUCUCCUUAUAUGUUUAAACUUGUUUCCAGUCACCUGAGUUCAAUGUAUGUUGUUCUCUUGACUGCUUCAGAACCUUCUAAUUUAAUGAUUUAUUCUCAUCAUUUCUA
Messenger RNA from Prunus avium (sweet cherry), 765 nucleotides. The record is from RefSeq and is a predicted model, not a curated record. NCBI's taxonomy places the organism in Eukaryota, Viridiplantae, Streptophyta, Magnoliopsida, Rosales, Rosaceae.